Molecule: messenger RNA, 2131 nt
Organism: Vombatus ursinus (common wombat)
Lineage: Eukaryota; Metazoa; Chordata; Mammalia; Diprotodontia; Vombatidae
Gene: TRUB1
Product: TruB pseudouridine synthase family member 1
Exons: 8
Coding region: 11-1126 (371 amino acids)
Biological process (GO): tRNA modification; mRNA pseudouridine synthesis
Cellular component (GO): mitochondrion
Molecular function (GO): RNA binding; pseudouridine synthase activity
Source: RefSeq, a predicted model, not a curated record
CGGUUGGAGCAUGAUGGCCGCCUGCGAGGCGGUGGCAGCAGCGACGACAGUGGCGACAGCGACAGAAAGGGCCGAAGAGGCGGCGAAAGCAGCCACCACGGGGACGGCCGCGUCGGCGGCGGUCUCAGCCAAGGCCGCGGUGCCGUCCGCUGGGGGGAAGAAGACGACGGCGGCGGCGGCCUCGGCUGCCGCGAGGGAGCCGGCGGCCGCCACAACGGCCGCGGCGGGAGGAGCGGGGGCCGCCCGAUCGGCGGCGGCCACCAAACUGCUGUCCCUGAGCGGAGUGUUCGCCGUGUACAAGCCCAAGGGCCCCACUUCGGCCGAGCUCCUGAACCAGCUGAAGGAGAAGCUCCUGGCAGAAGCUGGUAUGCCUCCUCAAGAUGGGAACAAGAGGAAGAAACAGGCAUUAAAAAUUGGUCAUGGAGGAACUUUGGACAGUGCUGCCACAGGAGUUCUGGUGGUUGGAAUUGGAAAAGGAACAAAAAUGUUGACCAGUAUGUUAUCAGGUUCUAAGAAAUAUAUUGCUACUGGAGAAUUGGGGAAAGCUACUGAUACACUGGAUUCAACAGGGAAAAUUACGGAAGAAAAACCUUAUGAUCAGAUAAAGCAAGAAGAUAUUGAAGGUAUUCUCCAGAAAUUUACAGGAAACAUAAUGCAAGUACCUCCUCUCUAUUCUGCUUUAAAGAAAGAUGGACAGAGACUUUCUACUUUGAUGAAGAAAGGUGAAGUAGUAGAGGCGAAACCUGCCAGACCAGUCACAGUGUACAGCCUCUCCCUUCAGAAAUUCCAGCCACCUUUAUUCACAUUAGAUGUUGAAUGUGGAGGAGGUUUUUAUAUCAGAAGCUUGGUCAGUGACAUUGGCAAAGAACUUUCUUCCUGUGCCACUGUGCAAGAAUUGACCCGAACUAAACAGGGACCAUUUACACUAGAGGAACAUGCUCUUCGUGAAGACAAAUGGACAAUUGAUGGAAUAGCACAAUCCCUAGAGCACUGCAUGCCUCUUCUCUCAGUAGAACCUUCUGUUAAAAAAUUAAAAACUGAAGAUUCUAAAGUACAAGCUGUAAGCUCUGAAGACAAAACACUAAGUCAGGUUAAAGAAAACGAUGGAGUUAUUGGAACAUCUUAAGAUUGGACUGGGAUUGUUAUGUUUUCCUGGUUGAAUUUAUAAUCUUUAUGUGCAAAACAACAACCUGCAUUGUUAAAAAAAAAAAAUUCUCUCCCCUCUCUCUCUCUCUCUCUCUCUCUCUCUCUCUCUCUCUCUGCAUGGAGAAAAAGUCCGUGAUUUCUUAUUUCUACAACAUUCUGUUCAUCUGAUACAUUGCAUUAUAAAUGGGUUUAUCAGUAAUCUAACUUCUUUGCUAUAUCCUUAAGUGAUCUUUUAGAAUGUUUUUGUGUUAUAUUGACAAUAAAAAUUUUAAAUCAAAAUUUCAGAAAACUUAAUUUUCUGAAUUUAGGCACUCAUCAGUAACCUACACCAAUAAAUAAGUUAAAUGCAUUUUCUAAUCUAAUGAAAACAGAAUUGGUGUAUUGUACUUUGUUUUCAUAAAUUCAAAAUUAUUUAUUGGACUAUUCAGAGAAAUUUGUUGAUAAUCCACUGAAGACAAUAUCAUGCUGAAUCAUUUUUUAAACAGAGCUUAAAAUGGGCCUGUAUGUAAAUUCAUUUGCUUCAUGAACAUAAUUUUGGGGAAUUAAUCAUUAUAAAGAAACAUUACCUGGAUAAGACUAUAUCUACCUAUAGCAAUAUAUUUGUUAGUUUAAGGCUAGGUACCAACCAGAUGCAAUAAAUAUAUAUAAAUGGACUCUAAUUAUAAUUACCUACUGCCCUCAUUAAUAGGAUUAAAAUAGAUAAUGUACUCUUUAUAUUUAUCGACGCAGAUGAUUAUUCCAUGAAAAUAAAAGAUAAAGCAAUUAGGGCUUAUUAAAUCAGUAGGUAGCAAAGGGACUCUUGUGUUAGUGGUUGGAUCAAUGAUACAGUAGACUUGACCUGCUCCAAGUCAUUAUCUAAUGCAACAUGUCCUUUAUAUUUUCCUUUUACAUUGGGGAUUUUGGAGCAGGGAACAGGAAAGAUCUCUUCAUUUAUUUAUUUAUUUAUUUUACUAAAGUAAAAGUAAGAUAUUUAUCUUUUCUUAAA